CUAACAAAUAAUGCCAUUGAAACACUUGUUGCUAUCCAAUCCUUCCCAAACCAGAUAUUAUUCUUCCUCGAGGGGCAGAAAUACUCCUAAUUUGGUCUCCGCCUUCAGAACACAUGGCUUUUUGAUAAAGUCUGGGAAGUUCACAGAUUCAUAUACUUGGAACAACAUUUUAGCUGAUUAUUGCAGGUGGAGUGAACUUGAUGAUGCACAAAAACUGUUUGACGAAAUUCCUCAAAGAGAUACUGUAUCUUGGAACUCUCUCAUUGUAUGUAAUGUGCUUAGAGGAAACUAUGAGCAUGCCUGCAUUCUCUUUGGAAAGAUGCUUCAGAAGAGGUUAUUCUGCAAUCAGUACACUCUUAAAAGUGUUCUCAAGUCAGUUUCUUGCACCUUUCAAUUGGUUAUAGGGAACCAGCUGCAUUCUUUUGUCGUGAAAAUAGGCCUUGAUCGAAAUGUAUUCUCAGGAACUGCACUAGUAGACAUGUAUGCUAAGUGUGGUAGCUUAAGUGAUGCUCAUUUGGCAUUCAAGUCGAUAGCCGAACCUAAUACUAUGGAGAGGGAAGGUUUGAAACCUGAUGAAUCUUCAUUUGCUAGCUUGUUACCUUUGCUUAAUGAUCGUUCAUGUUGCAAGGUGAUGGUUCAAGUGCAUGCUACGAUAAUUAAGUUUGGUUCGGUGGUUGAUGCCAUUGUGUACAACGCAGCUAUCACAGCUUACUCUGAAUGUCAGUCUAUUAUAGACUCUGAGAAGGUAUUUGAGGACAUGGUGGGCAUUAGAGACUUGGUAACUUGGAAUUCUAUGCUUGUGGCUUAUGCUGACCAUGGCUUCAUGGGAGAUGCAGUUAAGCUGUUUAUGAGAAUGCAAGAUAUUGGGAUUGCCUUUGAUAUCUAUACUUUUACUAGUGUGAUAAGUGCUUGCUUUGAGUGUGGACAGAUCAGCCAAGGAAAGAUAUUACAUGCAUUAGUUGUUAAAUGUGGUAUGGAAGGGACACCCUCAGUUUCUAAUGCUCUCAUAGGUAUGUACAUCAGGCCCAAUGACGUUUGUAAUGUAGAGGAUGCAGUGAAGUGCUUCAAUUCAAUUGAGUUCAGAGAUGCUAUUUCAUGGAAUUCUAUAUUAACUGGAUUCUCACAAAAUGGGUUUAGUGAGGAUGCAUUGAAGUUCUUCUGCCACAUGCAAGCUGUAAGUGUUAGGAUUGAUCACUAUGCAUUCUCUGCUACUCUUCGUUCUUGCUCAGAUUUGGCAGUCCUUCUGUUCGAUCAGCAAGUUCAUGGUCUAGUCCUGAAAUCAGGUUUCAGUUCAAAUGACUUUGUAUCUAGUUCAUUGAUAUACUUGUAUUCUAAAUGUGGGAUCAUUGUUGAUGCCAAAAAGUCUUUUGAUGAGAGUUGUAAAGAUAGCUCAAUGACUUGGAAUUCAAUAAUUUUUGGGUACGCACAACAUGGACUAGGUGAGAUUGCUCUGGAUCUCUUCCAUAAAAUGCAACAACUUGGUGUAAAAGCAGAUCAUAUAACAUUUGUAGGCCUUCUCUCUACAUGCAGUCACAGUGGUUUAGUCAAAGAAGGCUCCAAAAUUUUAAAAUCUAUUCAGCCAACCUAUGGGAUUCCAUUGCGAAUAGAGCACUAUGCAUGUGGAGUUGAUCUAUUUGGUAGAGCUGGAAAUCUUACAGAAGCUAAAUAUCUUACUGAAUCAAUGCCCUUUGAACCAAAUUCCAUGGUUUGGAUGACUCUCUUGGGUGCAUGUAGAAUAUAUGGAAAUAUGGAUUUGGCUAGCCAUAUUGCUAAGAGUUUGCUAGAAUCGGAGCCAACGGUUCAUUCUACUUAUGUUAUUCUCUCCAAUAUGUAUGCUGGUUUUGGGUAUUGGGAUGGAAGGGCUAUGAUACAAAGGGAAAUGAGGGAUAGAAGAGUGACUAAAGUGCCUGGUUGGAGUUGGAUUGAGGUUAAUAAGAAGCUGCAUUCAUUUAAUGCUGAAGAUAUAUCUCACCCUCAAUCUGGGGAGAUAUAUGAUAGUUUAGCAACAUUGAUGGAAGAGGUAGAAAUUGUGCAUUAUGAAUGCAUUGAGGUGGGAAGGCAUGAGAUACUAUUUGGCUUAUAUGAUUGGAUAAUGGAUAGUCUUUUUCAGCCAAGUUUUCUCUUGGAACAUUAUUGCAGUGAAGCUGAGCAGACAUUCUUCAUGGCUUAUCUAACAAGGCUGCGAUUUGUCAUGCGGGUGCCAUUUGAAAGCUGA
Messenger RNA from Dendrobium catenatum, 2215 nucleotides. Its product is annotated as putative pentatricopeptide repeat-containing protein At3g25970. Gene Ontology annotation, biological process: RNA modification. Gene Ontology annotation, molecular function: protein binding; RNA binding. The record is from RefSeq and is a predicted model, not a curated record. Bases 11 to 2215 code for a protein of 734 amino acids. NCBI's taxonomy places the organism in Eukaryota, Viridiplantae, Streptophyta, Magnoliopsida, Asparagales, Orchidaceae. The transcript is spliced from 3 exons.